GUUCGGAAGACGUCAGUAUGUGGGCACACAUGUGGAGUGCAGCGCGUGUUUCAGCAUUCAGAGUCCUGACUCGAGUCUGCGUGUCAUCACAGCGGGUUAAAGCAUUCCCACCAGUGUUUACAGCCCACAGCCUCUCUCUCUUCAGUCGAUGUACCUCUGUGCUCGCCAAGGGUUUGAUGUCAAGACCACCUCACAGCAGGAAGAUGUCACAGUCCGUGGCGCAGCGGAUGGUCUGGGUGGAUCUGGAGAUGACAGGGCUGGAUAUCGAGAAGGACAAGAUUAUUGAGAUGGCCUGCAUAGUUACGGACUCUGACCUGAACAUCAUUGCAGAGGGGCCAAAUCUGAUCAUCAACCAACCAGAUGAUCUCCUUGACGGCAUGUCAGACUGGUGCAAAGAGCAUCAUGGGAAGUCAGGCUUGACGCAGGCUGUCCGGGACAGUCACAUCACUCUCCAGCAGGCAGAGUACGAAUUCCUGUCUUUCGUCCGACAGCACACGCCACCCGGACAGUGUCCUCUCGCAGGGAACUCCGUUCACGCCGAUAAGAAGUUUCUGGAUAAGUUCAUGCCGCAGUUCAUGCGACAUCUUCACUAUCGCAUUAUAGACGUGAGCACCAUUAAAGAGCUGUCCAGACGAUGGUAUCCAGAGGAGUACGGUCUCGCACCACAGAAAAAAGCAUCGCACAGAGCGCUGGAAGACAUCCGGGAGAGCAUAAAAGAACUGAAGUUUUACAGAGCGAAUGUUUUCAAAGUGAAGGAGGAGAGAAAAGUAGUCGAAAAUGGCGACAAGACGCCUGUGAGCUAAUCUCCGAGCCGAUCUGGAGUGCUUUUAGGAUCUUCCUCACAUUUGGAUGAAAGCUUGUGUGAAUACUAGAGAGAGAGAGAGCACUGUUUGUUUCGUGU
Molecule: messenger RNA, 901 nt
Organism: Rhinichthys klamathensis goyatoka
Lineage: Eukaryota; Metazoa; Chordata; Actinopteri; Cypriniformes; Leuciscidae
Gene: rexo2
Product: small fragment nuclease
Exons: 7
Coding region: 18-803 (261 amino acids)
Cellular component (GO): mitochondrion
Molecular function (GO): nucleic acid binding; 3'-5'-RNA exonuclease activity
Source: RefSeq, a predicted model, not a curated record